CCCCGAUCCAAGGCGUUGCCGUCGAGGUACAGCUACUCCCGUUUCGGCUCUCUGAUGGGCAAGGGCGGUAGAGGAGAAAACAAAAAAGCAUGGUCGACGAAGAAGCGAAAAAACAAUUUUGCAAGAGUCCAAGAAAACUAGUCUAUGCUGAGCGAAUCGGAAGCACGAUGCUGGAUGUAGCGUUGUAUGCUCGCCGCAACAAGGCUCUCGAGGCGAAGGACUACAAAGCCUUGAAGCUAGAGUGCAUGGCCCACGUGAACAAGUUGAAAAAGGAAUCCGCGGCGAAGCGCAAGGCUGCCGCGAAACACAAGUUGGUUCAGGAAGACGCGAGGGAAAAAGAAAAGUUGCUGGAGAAUGAGACUGAACUGAGACGCGAGCUUGCGGCAGAGCUGGCCAUCGAGCAGAGGGGCAGAGUGAUAGCGGAGGGGCACUUGCGCACGGUACGGGCGCAGCGGGCGGAGGACAAGAUCAUCCAAGAGGAAGCGAUGACGGAGUUGGGGCAGCAGCUCCAGGGUUUAACACUCAAGAAACAGGAGGCAGAGAAAGAGCGCGAUGAGAUCCUCGAGAUUUUUUGCCCCGGAGCUAAAAAUCUCGCGCCAGUACACCAGCGACUGGACGUGGGCGUCGAGCAGCAAGGGGCGCUGGGCGUGGAGCAGGAAGGGGUGCUAGAGGGGGUAGGGAAGCACGCGGUACUAGGGGGCGUGGGGGAGCAAGGCGCGCUUCGCGAGGUGCUGGGCGGGGAAGGAGUCGUGGAAGCGGUUGAUUUUUUGUAG
Molecule: messenger RNA, 773 nt
Organism: Ectocarpus sp. CCAP 1310/34
Lineage: Eukaryota; Phaeophyceae; Ectocarpales; Ectocarpaceae
Source: the annotation of a GenBank genome assembly